Messenger RNA from Rhodofomes roseus, 1453 nucleotides. RefSeq lists its product as uncharacterized. The transcript has 9 exons. The record is from RefSeq and is a predicted model, not a curated record. NCBI's taxonomy places the organism in Eukaryota, Fungi, Basidiomycota, Agaricomycetes, Polyporales, Fomitopsidaceae. Bases 80 to 1411 code for a protein of 443 amino acids.
UGUGUUGGGCGCGGGCAACACGACUUGCGCGGGAAGCGCGCUCGACUGGUACACCAACACCGUGGGGGAGACACCAUGUAUGACCUACCAGCGAUUGCGGCAGAUCUGCAAUAGUGAUUAUGAAGUUCCCUCAUUUCGUCCCAAUACACCUGGUGACAACUGCGACGAUCAGCUGUCUACGUGCUGCUGUAACUCUGUUGCAUGGGCACUGAGUAUGCUUUGCAUGAACUGUCAGUGGGAUACGGACAGCAGUAGCGUGAAUGGUAUCGACGCUGGCGUACCAGCAUACUACUGGUACCGUUUCGGUGGCACCAAGUACUGUGGUGACGGGACAAAUCAAACCCUUCCUUCCAACAUCGAAACAGCUGUAUGCAAUGAGGGUAUCAAGCUUCAGGAUUUCUUGUACGGACUGUUCUGGACAGAUGGUUCAUGGUGCGUUACGUACACUCGGGAGUCCGCUCAACAAGACGAUGCGGCAAGCGGGUCAAACGUCUAUCACUGUACCAGCAGCACGUCGUCAACGCACAGCAGUACAAGUACCAGCGCAAUCGCAGCCUCGUCAAGCGCGAAUCCAACGAGUAAUGCCCAGCCCACGAGUUCUUCAGGUGUCACGUCCUCAAAUGCGCCCGGUUCCAACUCGCCCGCAUCAGGGUCCUCGUCCUCUUCCUCGUCGACCACCUCUGAGUACGUUUCGUCCUCCAUCGUGACAACCUUCGAGUCACGCACGACCGUCAAUGGCUCAGCGACCUCUGUCGCUGUCGUCACAACCCUCGUGACUGUUGUUCCGUCAUCUGGGGUGAAUGGGACUGCCGUGGGCCUCGGAACGACCAGCGGCGGGCACAAGGCCAGCACAGGUGCCAUCGCCGGCGGUGUGAUAGGCGGUGUGGCUGCCCUUCUCUUGCUCGGCAUCCUUGCUGUCUGGUUCACCAGAAGGAAGCGCAGUAGUGCGAGCGGGCCGCUCGUGGUCACGGAUGCGGCAUCGGAGUCAUCGCAUGGGCCCAUGAGCCCGAACACGGCUGAGAGGAACUCCAUUUCGCCGUUCAUGGCACAAGCAUCGAGAAGCGAUCCUUUCGCAAAUCCUGCGCCACCGGGGCCUAGCGAGAAGUGGGCCCGCAUGCAUCAGAACACCUCCAGCUCAACGUUCCCUACGUCGACUUCCAACACAGGCUCAGGCACGAGUUCGGGCACUGGCACUACCUCUCACUCACGCCGCUAUGGUUCUCGGGACCAACUGCAUCAUGCCCAACCGCCCACGGAAAGCGCGAGCAGCUACAGUCAGAUGGGACCCGGCUCGCAAGUGGAGGCGACGGACUCGAUUCGCCCUGUUGUGCAAGAGGAGGAUGCUGGGCGGCUCACGCUUGGCAGCCUGCGGUUACCGCCGGCGUAUCAGAGCGAGUGGAACGCUGAGUAGUUGAAGUUGUCGUGGCCAAGAGCAUUGAUUUGUUGCUUGUUA